CAGCAUAUCUAAACUGAAAAUCACCUCCCUGAACAUGGCUGAUUUUGGAGAGAUUCUCCGCAAUAUAGGAGAGUUUGGAUUAUUUCAGAAGAUCACCCUUUUCGCUCUUUGCUUCCCAAAUGUUAUUCUGCCUUUUCACUUUGCCAGUGUGUUUUUUAUCGAGCCAGAUCCAGAGCGACACUGUAACACAGACUGGAUCCUGCAGGCUGACUCUAACCUGACCACAGAGGAGCAGCUGAACCUGACUCUGCCCCGGGAGGAGGAUGGGACUUUCAGCAGGUGUCGGAUGUUUGUCCCUGUGGACCGGGACAUUGAUGCCAUCAGGGAGUAUGGACUCAAUGAGACCACAGGGUGCCAGAAUGGAUGGAUGUACCACAACACGGUGUAUGAGGCCACCAUAGUCACUGAUUUUGAUCUGGUUUGUGACCAGGCGUAUUUGUUGGGAGUUGGACAAACCGUGAUGAUGGCUGGCAUCCUUGUUGGUUGUCUCUUAUUUGGACCUUUUGCUGAAUCGUUUGGUCGUAAACGAGCAGCUCAGAUUCCAGUCGUUGUGAUGCUCAUAUUUACUGCAACAACUGGACUGUGUCCCAACUUCUAUUUAUAUUUGGCAUCCCAGUUCAUAACGGGAAUUGGCUAUGGAGGAUAUCGUCUGAAUGGCGUCAUAUUGGCCACUGAGUGGAUCGGGUCAUCCAAAAGAUCAUGGGGAGCGUGUGUGACUCAGCUAUGUGGUGCAGUUGGACAGUGCGUCCUCGCUGGUUUGAUCUACUUCGUCAGAGACUGGAGACUGGCUCAACUCAUCACAGCUGCUCUGCUUGCAGUUGUUGCUGUUUACAUAUGGUUUAUUCCAGAGUCAGCCAGGUGGUUGUUAAGCAGAGGAAGGACAGAAGAGGCUAAACAGCUGAUUACCAAAGUGGCAGUCAUCAACAAACGGACUGUUCCAGAGUCUCUGCUGGAAAAGAUUGUUGAGAAAGAAACUGAGAAAAAGGGGGGCAUAAUAAUUCUUAUCCAAUCAUCUGUGCUUAGGAAGUAUUUCUUUACCAUAAUAUUGGCAUGGUUCUCUUUGAACGUUACCUACUACUGCCUUUCAUUCAAUGUGGGAAACUUUGGCUUGAGCGUCUUUGUGACGCAGCUCAUGUUUGGUCUGACUGAACUACCGGCUCACAUACUUUGCAUCUGGCUGUUAGAGGCACUGGGGAGAAAAGUGUCACUGAUGUCAACUCUUCUGAUGGGGGGAUUCUUGUGCAUUUUAAUUCUAGUUGUUCCUCAAGGUAACGCUGUAGCUGUCACCACGUUAGCAACCUCAGGACGUUUCUUCAUAAACUGGGCAGGAUCCGUAUGCAAUGUGUAUGUUCAGGAGCUGUUCCCAACAUCUUUUCGACAAACAGCAUCAGGUUUGGGCUCCAUUGCCAGCAGAGCUGGUGGCUUGUUGUCCCCGUUGCUCAACAUGUUGGCCAUGUACCACUGGUCCAUACCCAUUGUAAUCUUCAGCGGCCUUCCACUGAUCAGUGGAGCUCUGAGCUUCCUGCUUCCUGAGACCAGGAGAAAAGAACUUCCUGAUUCAACCACUGAGGCCGAGGGCAACAGAAAUAAGAUGACCAUGAAGAACCAAACUGAAUCACACCAGCCUGCACAAAGCAAAUCUACCAAACUGUAGUCUGAAUAUUUAUGUUAACGUUGGUUGUUGCUCUGCCAGCAGCAGAGACUCAGGACUGUGAUCAGUCAGCUGAUCUGUUGGUCCGCUCUGGUCCAUCGUCAUGCCUCUACUGACCACAUCUGCAUCAAAUCUGCUUAAAAUGUUAAUGUUUUGGUGGCUGAGCCUUCCUUUAUAGAGUAAUGUACAAGUUUCCACUUGUACAUUACUAGAGAAUUCAUGCCUUUCAUUCUGGACUCUCCAUUGGUUUUCCUGUGGUGCCACCUUCUGGCCAGAUAUUGCUUUUUCUUUUCUUUUUUGUAAAUAUGUUGAUGUUCAAAGUCUUUAUACCACAAUUUAAAUACAAAACAUGUACAUUUGAAUUCACUUCAACCACUCCUCCCCGAUCAUAAAGAAACACUUAUAUACAGAAUUCCUGAGUCCAUCCGGACCACCCUGCCCGCCCAUCCAUAGGAUCACAGGGUACAGGAUACAUUCAGCUGAAGGAGGAGGACUAACAUAACUUCACCAAAUAACUGUAUUAACUGAAUCAAAUAAAUGUAGGAAGAGAGAAACAGAGGGGUAAAAUGAGAGUAAAGAGAAAACAAAACAGGAAAUAAAGGGGUUGUAAUGUGACAUUUAUCGGUACCAACUUAUCCUUUAUCAAAGGGUCCAAAAAGAAACUCCUUUACAUGUGUUUUUGAUUUUUAUAGUUUUAAAAGAAAUAAGUAACAUCUCUGACCCGAUGAGAAAAGGAUGUCGGAGCGCCUUGCUUCCAAUUUAGAUGGAUCAAAUGUCUCGCCAGGAGCAUAGUGAAAGCUGUGACCAUGUGGGCUUUAUUUGGUAAGAUAGCACGGGAUUCCUUCAAAGUUAAACGAAAGAUUAGGGUGGGCCUGGGUUAGGGUCCAACUGGGUUUCAAACAUCUCACUAAAAGCUUUAAGAAAUACUUAUCCAGAAGGUGGAUUUGGACACAACCAAAACACAAAUGAUGUUUGUACUUUUGUUUAGUUUGCUUCUGUUGUCUUGUGAAGCACUUUGUAACAUGAAUGUUUUGUUAUUAUUGUUAAAUGCCAGUUCACAAGAUACCUUAAAAUCUAAUGAGCUGAUAGCUCUGACAACAUUCAUGCUCACAACCUUUUUAUUUUUAAUGACAUGAUGGCUUUACCUCUUGUGCCACCGUCUGAACAAACUUUACAUGUUCAGUUGGUCUGUCAGUUUUUAUCGUGCACUAACACAGUAACAUGUUAUUUAAAUUAUUUACUGUGUCUGAGAUCUACUUUCUACUGAAAUGUGAUUGCUGCAGCUCUCAAUAAAACUCUUC
Epinephelus fuscoguttatus (brown-marbled grouper) is the source of this 2952-nucleotide messenger RNA. RefSeq names its product solute carrier family 22 member 13-like. The record is from RefSeq and is a predicted model, not a curated record. The transcript is spliced from 10 exons. Gene Ontology annotation, cellular component: membrane. The coding region runs from base 35 to 1654 and encodes 539 amino acids. Gene Ontology annotation, molecular function: transmembrane transporter activity. Gene Ontology annotation, biological process: transmembrane transport. Lineage: Eukaryota; Metazoa; Chordata; Actinopteri; Perciformes; Serranidae.